GUUUUCGGACCUGCAUUACACUACCGGGACAGACAGCAGCCGCAACCGGGACUCGCGUCUACCUGGACUCUUUAUUAUUAUUAUUGUUGAUUAUCUAUUUAUUAUUAUUAUUAUUAUUAUCACAUGAGAGACAUGAUGAUGAACGGCGGGACCAGAAGUCUGUGCACGGUGGAGGACAUCCGAAAACAACAAUAUGACAAGGAGCGGUGCAGGCGACUGCGACUCACACUGCACGACCAGAACCAAGCGACUCGCAGUUCAGAGCAGCAGCAAAGAGAUAAGCCUGUCGGACGUGCGUUUGCACUGGUGCAGCCCCCCAACGAGAGGACGCUUUUGCCGCCAGAACCAAUCAAAUCUACAGAAGAGCAAGUAGAGGUCAUCAAGGUGUAUCUGGAGGCCCGCAGAGAAGAGUCUCAUAAACAGAACCAGAGUCUGAAGAUGCUGUCAGAUGAGGUUUCCCAGAUACAAGAGGUGCGCUACUGCCUGAAAACACUGAGGGAGCAGAUGGCGUCGAAAAAUAAGAUUCACACUAACGGGUGGAAGGUCUCAUCUCCAUUCAAGAAAAUGACCUCUUCUCGCCAAAAAGGCGGAACCAAAAGUGAUGGUCAGGAGGCGGACGACGAGGCGGAGAGGGCCAAGCUGAGAGAAGUCAGCAAGCGUCUGUAUGCGCAGCUGCAAGACGCUGAGAAGAAGCACCAGGAGGAGAGAGAGAGGCUGCAGGCUGAAGGCGACAUGCUGAGGGAGCGUCUGAGCGACCAGGAGGACAAGCUGAAAAGCACGAAGGAAGACGUCGAGAAGAAGGACCAGCGCAUCGACGAGCUCCAGAGGUUACUGGGGGGCAUGGAGAAGGAGAGCGCCACCUUGAAGGAGAGCAUUCGCGAACGGGAGGAGGAACUGCGUGAGCUACGCCACAUCAGAGAGGAGGGCCCCGAGGGAGAGCAGAGGGCAGAGCAGUUGGAAAAAGAAGUUGCCAUUCUCAAAGAGAAGAUUCACCAUCUGGAUGACAUGCUUAAAAGCCAGCAGAGGAAAGUCAGACACAUGAUUGAACAGCUUCAGAACUCUCGCAUGGUGAUCCAAGAGCGGGAUCGCAUCAUCAAAGAGCUGGAGGAGAAAGUGGCUUUCCUGGAAGCCGAGAACCGAGAGAUGCACGACAAAAUGGAUUACUUCAUGGGAGGACAGAAGAGCAAUUCUUACCUUUCAUCGGAGCGUAACCCACAAAUUGUAUACAGUAAACCGUUCAAGCUGUCCACCUCCUCCAACAAGCCGCUCCCAUUCAUCAAGGUCAUCGAGAUCAAGUCUUGAGUCUCGGGAGAAGCACCAAAGCGUUUUUUUGUAUGUGGACUGAAACUCUGAUAGACCACCUCGUGUUCACACCGGAAUAUCCGAGCUGAGCUUUUACUAUGAUUUGCGCUCUUGAAGGAUGCGCUGCACUCUUUAUCCCGUACAGUACUUUUAAAUGUUUAAUGUACGCAAAGGGCAACAGGCUUUAAUGUAGAUGGUAAGACUGUUUACAAACAGUAAUGUAGCAUCAAUCUUAUCUGCAUCUUCCAUGUCACCAAUCACUUUUGAGUGUGUAGCAUGAAACUUGACUAUAGAGGCUAUUUAAGUUUUGCAUAUGUAAAAUAACCGCAUAGUUUGAAGUAAGCACUUAAUGAAACUGCAGGAAUUGAAGCUGCUUCAUAAAAGUCAUUUGUUUCCCCUUUUCAUCAUUUCAGUUUGUUGUCAUGAUGUAAAUGUGUUCUCUUGAAUGUCCUUUCAAGUUUAAAUUUUCUCAAAGCUUUCUACUUUAUAUUUAUUUAUAUUAUUAAACCGUUUUGACUAA
This is a messenger RNA of Phyllopteryx taeniolatus (common seadragon), 1822 nucleotides long. It is a transcript of the gene tuft1a, whose product is annotated as tuftelin 1a. NCBI's taxonomy places the organism in Eukaryota, Metazoa, Chordata, Actinopteri, Syngnathiformes, Syngnathidae. Bases 124 to 1302 code for a protein of 392 amino acids. Gene Ontology annotation, biological process: intracellular signal transduction. Gene Ontology annotation, cellular component: intracellular anatomical structure. The transcript has 12 exons. The record is from RefSeq and is a predicted model, not a curated record.